AUGAAGCACACAAAUCUGCUUUUCUCAGCCAUUAUUUUCAUUCUUCUAUCGCUUUUAAUUGUAUUCUUGGCAAUGUUUCUACUGUUUCAAGAGAUUGGAGAUUUUGAAGAUCUGGCUUAUGGUGAUCUAAAAAUGUUUGAAAAAUAUUCUGAUGAUGCGUGGAAUUUGAUUUCCGAUUCUAUCAGAGAAAAACGGGCUGUCUACAGAAUUAAACUACCACCACGAAAUAAUAAUGGACAACCAAGAUACGUCACUAUUCCUCCAAUGAAUAGUUAUGCUGUUCCAGAAGGUGGAGGAAUGCCAGUGACCUGCCCACCAGGACAUCCCGGACCACGGGGACAUCCCGGACACCCAGGUGAAGAUGGAUCUUCUGGGCAUCCAGGAAGCCCUGGAGGAGUUGGAAUAUCCCUUUCUAUGAAACUCCCAUAUAAUGGUUGUAUUCAAUGUCCAAUGGGACCACAGGGACUACCAGGUAGACCUGGUCCAAUGGGACACUCUGGAGAUAUAGGAGCUCCCGGUUCGGAUGGCAUUCCAGGGCAAAAAGGUCCAACUGGAUGGCCGGGAAUACCUGGUGAUAGCGGUAUGGACGGUGGGAAAGGGCAUGAUGGUGCCGCCGGUCAACCCGGAAGAUCGGGAACACGAUCAUUUGGAUCACCUGGUCCUUCUGGAUCUCCUGGAAGACCUGGGCACGCCGGUCCUCCAGGAGUAGAUGGCGGGUAUCCAAUGUCAGGACUACCAGGUUCUCCAGGACCACAAGGUAAAGCUGGACAAUCGGGCGUUCCUGGUGGAGACGGACAUCCUGGAAUGCCUGGAAGAGUUGGGGGUCCUGGACCAGAUUCAGGUUAUUGUCAAUGUCCGAAACGAGGAAAAAGUGAUGAAUUCGCGAAUUACACUCCGAAGGGUUCAAAGCAGCCAGUGAAGAUAACAGAGGUGGAUGUAACUUCCGCCGAUUGGAGAAGAUCUAGAAAACUUCGAGUGUCUGCUUAA
This is a messenger RNA of Caenorhabditis briggsae, 987 nucleotides long. RefSeq names its product Protein CBR-COL-151 (gene Cbr-col-151). NCBI's taxonomy places the organism in Eukaryota, Metazoa, Nematoda, Chromadorea, Rhabditida, Rhabditidae. The record is from RefSeq and is a predicted model, not a curated record. Gene Ontology annotation, molecular function: structural constituent of cuticle. The transcript has 4 exons. Bases 1 to 987 code for a protein of 328 amino acids.